Molecule: messenger RNA, 9035 nt
Organism: Dermacentor andersoni
Lineage: Eukaryota; Metazoa; Arthropoda; Arachnida; Ixodida; Ixodidae
Source: RefSeq, a predicted model, not a curated record
GGGUGCGAUGUCACAGCGACGAAUUCCGCACAAGACAGUCUUAUUACGCUCCCUAGCUAAUUAAAGCCGUUCAAGAAAAGAAAUAGUUACGUAACCCUUCUUCGAAUAGCCUCGCGUUCGCACUGUUCGCAGUGCAAAAUUUUUUUCUCAAUAGCGCUCCCCAGAUAGUUCCCUAGAAAACUCCCUAGUGAGAGGGAGAGAUAAAAAUUGAGAAAGAGAUGUGCACAUGGACGCAGAUCGUGCGGAGCGUAUUGCGGAGUGAGCCGUAACGUAGUCUUGUGGAGCAAUAAUUUUUUCCUAACAGUGCUUUAACGGAUAGAGUUUUCAAAACAACAUAGGAUGUACUAAUAGCUCCUCAAUAUUCACAGUCUUUAGGUGACCUAGAAAUUUACAGUCAGUCCCCGCCCCUCACCGGAUAAUUGAGUGUUUUGAAAAAUGCCUGGAGAUGGUCAUGGCAGUAUGAGAUCGGGCAUGUGGUUCCUGGUCAGCAUUCCAAAGGAAGACACUGAAAAGGCGGCACGCUCUUGCGCGGACAGCCGUGCGACUUUAUCAGAAGAUGACGACCGUGAGAAUUUUCGCGAUAGCAAGGAACAUCUUACUUUGAAGCAGGCACUGGAAGAUUGCCUAGAGUCAUACGGAAUUCGAAAUGCCAUCUGGAAUGCAACAGCCCAAGAUAAAUUCUAUCAGGUGUCCUUUCCGUAUGAAAGCGGAAAACCAACGGAUUGCAUCCUUAGUGACCUGACAUCUCGGGGAAUUGGUUCGAACUAUGACUCAACUAUUGGUGUAUUUCCAUGUCCAAUAUUCUACAGAGCUGUUGAACCAGAAAGUGAUGAUGAGGAACAAAACACGAUAGCUGAUGUUAACUAUGAAUCAGGCGAUGAAGCAAAAAAGGAAAAAGAGAAGGAGAGUGGAUUUCGAUCAAUGCAGAAGAAGUUUCUGAAGUCUGUUAAGGCACGCCUUACGGUUGCUCAGGUUGUUGCAGGUGUCAAGGCUCAGGGAGAGCUCACAUUUGAUUUUGUUGCCUUCAUAAUUCUUGCAGGCAUGAUUGCUGCCCUUGGCCUGAUGGACAACAAUGUGGUCUCAAUAAUUGCUGCAAUGUUGGUAUCACCUCUUAUGGGUCCCAUAAUGGCAAUCACAUUUGGCAUCAUAAUUCGUGACACAGCUCUCACUAAACUUGGCUUGAAGACAGAGCUAAUUGGCCUCUUCAUCUGCCUGCUCUUUGGCUUCUUCUUUGGUCUUCUGAAUGCCUUCUGGGGUGACAUACCGCCUUACGAAGGUUCCAGUUGGAGUCCAUCACGAUGGCCCAACCCUGAAAUGAGCUCUAGGGGUCACUGGCGAAGCCUCUGGGUGGGGUCCCUGGUGGCUCUGCCAUCAGGUGGGGGCGUUGCCAUGGCAAUUCUAGGCGGGAAUUCUGCGUGCUUGGUGGGCGUAGCCAUCUCUGCCUCGCUCUUGCCACCGAUCAUCAAUAGCGGAAUCCUGUGGUCACUGUCUCUGGUGAAGGUGUUCAAGUCAAUGACCCAAGACCCAAUUGAGGUCAACGUAACGGGGACUACCCUGACAGUGUCCCCGGCCUUCAUAGCGCCGCUGGGCUACAGCCCUUACUACUUCGACAAGUACAACAUGCACAAGGAGUGUGCACUGCUGGGAGUCAUUUCCUUCUGCCUCACAGUAGUCAACAUCCUCUGCAUCAUUCUUGCAGGCACACUUGUCCUUAAGAUCAAGGAAAUUGCACCUUCUAAAAGCCUACAAGGUACAAGAAGGUUCUGGAAGCAUGACAUUAAGGUUGCGAGAGACUACAACAAGACCCUGGGUGGUGCAGCAGCAAGCAACAUGGGCAAACUCCUUGAAGAGUGGAGGAAGUUGGAUGGUAAGAAUGGAGACCCAGCCUCAGCAAGCAGAAAUCUCCAAGACCUUCAGAACAUGAUAGAGGAGGCAGAGGAUGAUGAUGUGUACCAGACAGUUGUGCAGCAGCUGGCCAAUCAUCCUCCACCAAUGAACAUGGUGCGCUACCUGUCGAGGGCACUGUCCACACCUGAGCAAAAGGAGCACCCUGGUGGAGGCCGCAUGAGUGUCUGGGAACUGGAGAGCCUGCUUGGCAGGGAGCCGUCAUCUUCGCAGACAAAGCCCAGGGUCACUUUUAAGCUCAGGCGUAGCAAGUCAGAAACCAUGGAAGCAGAUUCUUCGCCAAGCCGUGGAAAGCAGCCAGGUCGCAAGAGGCCGGGUUUCUUUCCAUUUCGUCGUGUGUCACGCUUCCAAGUGUCGAGAGUUCCAAGUGAUGAAGGUUCUGCGCGGCAAGAACCUUUGCUGAGAAAGAUGAGAAAGCUCUACCGCAGUGCAGAAUCGCCUUCGUGAUCACAAUCACACAAACACAUUGUCAACCUUGAGAGCUGUGCGCACUAAGUGAGCCUAAUGGAGGUUGUCUCAGCUGAGUCAGCACUAGUUUCCAUUGUAUUCGUGGCCGUGUGUUGUCUGCUGUAGUGGUCACCGAACUCUUAGAGCUUUUGUGUUGUCAUGCUAUGUUGCCCUGAUAAUGAUCUCUAUUCAAGGUUCUUACAGUACUGUGUCACUCUUAUCUUUUUACAUUGGGUAAAUUGCAUGUGAAUAGUAAUGUGUGUUGCAUCAUCAGAAAGCUGGGCCAGUUGGAACUUAGACAUCUGAGGCAUUUCCGGCACUUCAGAGGAAUAGAACAAACACCAUAGAACAGAGAAAAGAUGACAGUACAGGAAGGGUGCUGGUCUUCAAUUGGCUUUACUGCAUUGGAAACUAUGCUCUAAAAUAUCAUGUGGAAAUAUAAUCAAAUGCUCAAAACAUGGCACGUACAUCAGACCAGUUGUCACACAUGAGUAGUACACAUUUGUUGGCAUAGAUAGUCAUUCCUUGAUAGAUAGCCAGUGUUCUUCCCGUUCUGUGAUUUUUUUCUCUGUUCUAUGAUGUUUCGUCUUUAAUGCAAUAAGCAUUCUUUGGGAGCUUCACCCAAUUUGUGAUAUGUCGGUCUGUCUGUAUGUCUGUCUCCAUCUAACCUUUUUUAUGCAAACUUGAAUCACUGGGUAUGCAUGGUCUAAUAGAUAGAGCACGAGCUGUGAUGCUGAGUAAAACAAGUUUUAAGCGAACAAUGGGACCAACUUGGGUCACUGGAUAUGUGGCAUUGGUUAUUUGCUGGUCUUCAAUGGUAAAAAAGAGAAUCUUUUAAUAUUUCUCCGGUGCUGGGCGGAAUCGAACAUGCGUCAUAUAAUAUUCAAUCUUGUCUGAAUAAAGAUAGGCACCACGCGGCAGACUAUGCGGCGCCGCCACUAGAUGGCGCAGCAUUUUCUAGAGAGGAAGCACGAGAGAGGAGCCCAGCUGAAUACACACCUCAUACAUGACGUGUUUCGGUGGUGGCAAUACAGUGUGUCACAUUGCUUAACAGCUAAUUGCAUUAACGUCGGCAUUCAUCAUGAGAUGGGAUUUCUUUUUUGCCCCUAGGUGCUGAAGUGUCUUGAUUGUAUUUCUUACGUUCUGGGUGUUAUGUUUUGUUGAAACACCAGCUGCAGAUAAACAGGGGUCAAACAAAAGAUGUUGCCAAGAAGACUUAGCUUUACCAAGGACGAAGACAAGUCUCCUUGUCGAAAUGUUGGCUACAGCCUGGGACAUUCUUUGCUCAGCCACCGUUGAUAACUUCAAGUCUCUAUCAUCCUGUGAAUCUAUCAUUGGAGUGCCGUGGACAAGUUCUUGCUCGAAAAGCCGUUGGCAUUGAUGCAACUUGCCUCCAUACAGUUGAAACUCAAUAUGAUAUAUCUGAAUUUAAUGAAAUCUAUUAUUUUAAUGUUUUUAAUAAUUUCCCAAUUUUAGCUUGCUUAAGAGUGUGAGCUAAAGAAGUGAAUUUGCAGCACAGUUCUGAUCCAAGUUCUCAGUAAGCUCAUUCGUAUGCGCUGAACGUAGCCGAAGCUUAAUAACCACACUUCGUUGAACAAAGUUUUUGUCUAGUAGUAAUGUCUCAAUAUACGGAGGUUUAAUCUCCAGUAUACCCACGGACAUAUUUUAGUGCAAUGUCAAGCAUUUGACAAGAAACUUUGUUGCUCUUUAAAGAGUUAACUAAAAUUCCUAGUCACGCUAAUCUUAUAGAAUUCUGAUGUAGGUAAUAGUGACAUUUAGCUGGUCCGUAAGCUUCUUACCAUUUGCGGAUUACCAGUUUACCGGAGCUGUGGACAGCAGUAGCAAAGCUGGUAGCGACAUCUUGUGAGGAUAUGUACAACUACAUAGCAUUGAAAAUUUUUUUUUUCUGCAUGAAUGUUCUCACUGAAGGAAAAUUAUAUAUAGACUGCAUGUUAAGGAUUAUGUUGCUACCAACCCUUAAUACCAGCAGUUAAGUAGGAUAUGGUAGGUCACUGCAGUACUAUCUUUGCAGUGCACUCUCUGGUUAAGCCAUGCAUCACAAGGUGCCACUAACAGUGUUGUUGCUGCCGUACACCUCUCUUGUAACUCGGUAGUCCACAAACGCUGAUAUGUUUACAGAUAAGCUAGAACUCUUUAAUAGCUUGAGAAAAUGCUAACACCAUGCAUCCAUUAUGCAGGCUGUUAUGUAGCACAAGUGCCUGCAUUGUGUGCACACCUCUACAUUGUUUGUUCUGAUUGUAAAACUAUUUGAAUUUUCACCAUGGUAGCACGCUUUUCUUCUUUCAAUGUAUUUGCCACAACAUACUGCUUCUUUUUAAUACUACCUGGUUAGUGUACAGCUAGGGUAUGUGCAUUAUGAUCUGUCCAACCUGUUCAAACAGCUGCUGCAAGAACCGAUGAAAGUACACAUUCAGUAGUUCAUUGCUGAAAUGGGCACAGUACUACUAGAAUAUGCAUACCAUGGCAUACCAUGUUUGUACAUAUUACUAUAUAGUGUGAUUGGGAAGAUAGUGUGCGAGAAUUUUUUUAGGUCUGAUUAAGAAAAAACAUUUUAUCACGAUUUCAAUGUGAGCUGAUGGCACUGCGCACAAUAAUCGCAGUUUAUACCUUAAAAACAGCAAUGACAUGCAUGAGUACCUUUGAAACAGGCGUUCGUAAAAAAUUAAUUCAUGUCAAUAAUUUCCUCUGGUCAGCCUUUUAGAGUCUAUAACUGAUGCUAGCUAACAAAGAUGGCGGGCCCUUGUUAACUUUGAUCUUCUGUACUUUCGUUACACCGAACUGUAUCACUUUGUAUUUCGCGUGGUGUCAUGCUUGAGGCAUGAAUAAGUUUUACAGGCUCUGAGGGAGUAGCAUCGGAAGUACUGGGAUUCAGUCUUACAGGAAACGAGUUGUCUUUUCCGGAACUAGUACUGAUGUUUGCCUCCUGUCUGUGCCUCAAAACUCCUCAUGUGAAUUCCUUGCCAAGGUUUGGAGUACAGCCUCCACUCCUCACUGCACUGCUUUACACCAGGCAAUUUAAACCACAAACAUUUUGAUUGAAGGGAAGUCAAAGAAGUUGUGCACUGUAGCUGUAGACGUCGAAUUAGGUGUAGGCUUGAAGAACUCUGCUUGCAGCUUCUCAUGAUAGCAAUACAAGGAUGGUAUGUUGUUGCGAGCCCAUCAUAACAUCUCAGUGUCAAUGUAGCCACUGAUGCAUUGUCACUGCAGCCUACAGCAUAACUGCUGUUUGCUUUGUAUGAUGCGUAGUUGCCAAAGCUUACUCAGAUUUCCUUAAUCUUUUUUCUUUCUUCUUCUUAUGAACUUGUCUUUGAAAAAAAUUAAGCGUUUGGUUACUUGCUGGACAGCUCUCAUACAGUAGCUAUAAAAUACACAUGUCAUCAGUCCCUGCACCACAGUUGUCGGUUGAGAUGCUUAAGUUGCAGAGAUAAAGUACUCGAGCUUGUGCCUGAGCUAUUCAUGCCAUUGAUAGUACCAUUAAAGGCACUAGCAUCAGCGUAUUCGCGCCAUCUCCUGUCGUACCUGCGUAAUUAUGGCGCCGACUCUGUCCAUCAUGCAUGUGUCAUACAAGAAGCCAAAUUUCAGGAAAUUCUAGAAUGUAUAGUCAUGCUGGGGAGAUAAAUGUAGGGGGAAGCAAGAGAGUUGAGCAUCCCUCCAAAGUCCAAAUGCACUUUUUAUUGACAAGGUACUUACCGCAUUUGUUUUUGUCUUGUUUGCAGACAAUUUUAACCUGGAGAAAGUUGCUGUCAGCACACAUGAAGCAUUUGCAUAAUGACAUUCAGUAGUUAGUAUUUUCACCUUGACUUGGUCAGUGACCGCAAUUUCUUCAUCAACAUUUAGUAUUCUUUAUGAAUGCUUUUUCAUGACUGUGUACUUCAACUUCUUUUUUAAUUACUGGCUAAUAUUGGAAGGGAAUUGAUUAGUAGUGUGACUGAUAUUUUAAUUGUAUACUUUUUCUUCUUAAUUUAUUAUUUAUGGCAGUUACUGGUUGUACUUAUAUUUCUGCUAGUCUGUCAUGUUUUGGUAAAGUUUAUUUAAUUUUACAAAACCUUCCAUGCUAAAGAGGCUGUGGGAAGGGCUUACGAAAAUAUGUUUGAAGAACUAGCAUGCUUGAUUAGCUGCUGUUAAGACUUGUGCUUUAAGAUGUUAUGAUAAUAUGAUAUAUUUGAAGCAGUGUUCUUACAUUAUCGUGGCAUUUUCAGGACUAUAGAAUAGCACUGUCGUACUUAUGUGUUUGUACUAUGUGGGCAAAUUGCACAUAAUGGGUGGCAUUUUCAUGUGUUCUGCGUAUCACCUCAUGGCUUGUUUUAGCGAUGAACAGCUUUCUUUUGCAGUCAUUUUAUAUGUACGAUUGUACAAUUCUUAUUUGCAGACAGGUCUGCGGUAUUUGUUGACAAACUUUGGGAUUUAAUGCCUCUAGAACAAUCUGGCAUUACUUGCCUUUUCAUAGAAAUGCCGAGAUCUGUUUUGUCUUCCAUAUGCAUGACUGUUCAGUCUUGUUUUGUAGAUUCUUGACUGUUAUUUUGUUAAAUAAUGUUGAAAUUUGCUUUUGGAACACUUCCCAUCAUUGUCAAAAACUGAAUACAACACUAUGAGGUAGGUUGUUUCCCUAUGAAAACACAGUAUGGAAUAGGCAGUACCAUGUUUGUAUUACCAAGGUCGCUCAUUGUAUGUCUGGGAACUGGUAUUGCAUGCUGUCUUGAAUACACCAAUUCGAGACAGCAUGUCGACCCCAUUUAACCUCUUGUGUGCAGCUUAUGUGCUCAGGCUCACACAGUAGCAACGUUAACCAAAGCUGCCAUUGCUAGACUUGCUUUUGUGGUGUUACAGACAAAAGAUAAAAUUCUUUGCAGAGUGUCUAGAGAAAACACCACAGAUUGGCUUGGAUAUGACCGAUUUAACAGCCAUUUCACUAUACCUAUCUGGAAGGGACAUCAAAUGCAUAAGAAAGAUACUUGGGGGGGACUUUAUUAUGUGUGUCUCUCCCAUCAUGCAACGUAUUACAGGUCUCUCCUGCAUGAAGUUGUCACUUCUGUAUAAUAGUCUUUGAACAGCAAAAUGACUUGUGUAAUUUGUCCAUGCACUAUGCUCGUUACAGUGGCUAUGCAUGGUCACAUAUCACAUUUCCUGGUGGGCUAUGUUCUAUUAUUGCUUGAAAUUGCUCUUGUGUGAUUGCUCUGUGGCCAUGGCUUCACUGUAUAUUGUGCUUGCAGUGAAGGUGCUUAAAGGCCAUAAAUGUAGGCAUGGCGGAAGUGCUACGGGUAUUUUUAUGCUUUCUAGAAGUGAACAUUGCCUCGGCAUUUGAGUGGUAAUGUGAUGGUUGCACGUCACGUACGAUGCAGUUGCCAGCAGAAAUUUAAGGCUGCAUCUACUUGCACCUGUGCGGAAUUUGUGUACACAUGCAUGGGCAUGCACACAGGCACAUGCACAGCUUAACAGAGCAUGUGGACAGAUGCAGCGAGGUGUAAAACGAUAGAAUAUGACUGGUCUAUAGUAUUGUGGAUGGUGCAUGUACUGCACUGGGUGUGAUGUAGUGCUUUUGUGGAGACUGGGAGAGAGGCAAUCCAAAGAAACAGCUGCAUCUGCGUGAGCCAUUACAGUGCCUCUACAGUACUACUUGACUAGUCAAACAACCAUAUGAUAGACACAGAUAUAACAAAUUAUUGUGUAUAAAAGGUAAAUUAAAUAGUGUUUCUUGGUGACAUUAGCGUGCAACAAAUAUAUACUUAUAAUGAAUAUCAGCUAGCACGAAGGUACCUUUGCCUCCACGCAACUUGAUUACGAGGAUUGAGUGCAAGUGGACAGGCAGCCCGCACAAACGUCAGUGAAAGAUACGGUAGCAUUUGUGUGCAGCUGUUGCCCAUAUAACAAACAAAUAUCAGGGGUGCUAUGACGUGAUCUGAACUUGGCUGUAGCAGUAUGUAUGUGUAAUGCUAACACGAUGAUGACAUGUUUACGGUGUGGCACAAGGUGAUAGUAAUAUGUGUGUGUUAUGUGUAGUAGAGUUUGUAGCUGCAGAUCCUCCACGCAAAAACUGUGAUGUGUUUGCAGCCAACAUCCCAGUACGCCAUUGUUCAACUUGUGAUAGAUUGGCGCUGCCGUGUGUGAGGAUCGAUGCGACGCAUUCAGUCUGUGUGUGUCAACUAUUUCUUCUUUGCCAUCUUAGACUUAUGCAUAACGCACUUAGGUUGUAGUUUAACAAGCACAUGAAUUUACUGAUGUGCUCUGUGAUGGUGUUUGUGCCUUAUACACUUGCCUUAGAGCUGCCUUUUUUUCUGUUUCCUUAUGCGUGAGGCCUUAAUGUCAUUAUAAAUUUAGGGAUAUUUUUGUUGCUUUGUUUUAAAAGUGAGACAUGCAUGCACGCUUGGCAAAUCCUUGUUUCCGGUGAGCUUUAGAAAUAGCACACACAGAAGGUUUGCCUAUUCUACAUUAGUGCACCCAAAAGGGACAUUAGUGCACAUAGAAGGGAUAUUAUUGUGUCCAAAAAUUUACUGCUGGCUUAGCAUUUGUGGUGAACCCAAACUCUUUUGCACCUAGAGCAUAUAAAGCGUCUAGCUUUAGAAUUUGCUAUCUCAAAAUGCUCUUUUAUUUGUUGCAAUAAAAUUUGACAUUUUUACCAUUGCAGAAUUUGGGCCUAACAUGAAUAAACAUUGAAAUGUUCCCGA